Trypanosoma rangeli is the source of this 948-nucleotide messenger RNA. RefSeq lists its product as uncharacterized. The record is from RefSeq and is a predicted model, not a curated record. Bases 1 to 948 code for a protein of 315 amino acids. NCBI's taxonomy places the organism in Eukaryota, Euglenozoa, Kinetoplastea, Trypanosomatida, Trypanosomatidae. Gene Ontology annotation, molecular function: Hsp70 protein binding; Hsp90 protein binding. The transcript has a single exon.
AUGGCAUUUUCUCGUGCAGAACGGAAAAAACUACUGCGGGACAGGGAGCUGCUUCCCCCACUGGCAGAAAGCCCAUUUGGGCCCUUUCCACCCGGCCAUGGCGUAAAGAACGGGACCACAGUCGUCAGGGGCCCGGGCAUUGCUCCCUCUGCCUCGGCAAAGAUGCCGUCGACAACUGAAAAGCGCCACGGCGGCGGGGGGGAGGCGGCAGGGGUGGAGAGUGUGCCAGCAAGGCACAUUCUCGUGGGGCACACCGGAACAGGCGGUAUGAACUUCAGCACCUUCAAGGGGAACGGUGAGAAUAUCCGCUCUCAAAGCGACGGGCGUUUUGGCGAUCCAAAUGGCCCAGGGAAGGCGGGGGCGUUGAAGAAGCAAAAGAUUCCACCCACGGAGUUUCGAAGUCACUAUGAACGUGGGGAUCUUCCGUUGUCCAUCCAACAGGCCGCGACUCGUUCCCUGUUGUGGCGCGUGAACGUGGCCACAUUGGAUUAUCAUUAUUUUUUGCCCAUAUUUUUUGAUGGCCUUCGAGAGCUUGAGGAGCCGUUUCGCUUUGUGGCCACCCAAGGCUGCUACGAUCUCCUUGAAAGGGGAGGGUCAAAAAUUCUUCCGACCAUUCCUCAGCUCAUUUUGCCCAUUAAGACGGCACUCAACACACGCCACCCCACAGUCAUCGUAAACAUUUUGAAAGUUAUUCAGAGGCUCGUACUGAGUGCCGACUACGUUGGGCAGGCCCUGGUACCGUAUUACAGGCAAAUUCUCCCAAUUUUCAACCUUUACAAGGAUCGAAAUAAGAACUUAGGCGACCGCAUCGACUUCUCGCAGAGGAAGAGGCAAAACAUCAGUGAUCUUAUAAAUGAGACUCUUGUUUUGCUAGAGCGGCACGGCGGCGAGGCCGCCUACAUCAAUAUCAAAUACAUGAUCCCGACGUACGAGUCCGGAAUCGCGUAG